AUCCUCGAAGGCCCGCCCACUCUCUGAGACUCAGGCGAGACGAGCACAACGUAAUCCAGCUGUUUCCGCAGCUACAAUGACGACCAACACCAGGUACAAGAGCCGGAUGAUCAAAUCAGAGGAUGGAGAGGAUAAAGACUACGUGGGCUUCGCCACUCUACCCAACCAGGUGCACAGGAAGUCUGUCAAGAAGGGCUUUGACUUCACACUGAUGGUGGCAGGAGAGUCUGGCUUGGGCAAGUCCACUCUGGUGAACAGCCUGUUUCUCACGGACCUCCACAAGGACAGAAAACUACUGAAUGCUGAAGAGCGGAUUAGCCAGACAGUGGAGAUCACCAAGCACACUGUGGACAUCGAGGAGAAGGGGGUGAAGCUCAAACUGACCAUCGUGGACACGCCUGGCUUUGGGGACGCCGUCAACAACACAGAGUGCUGGAAGACGAUAACGGACUACGUCGACCAGCAGUUUGAGCAGUACUUCAGAGACGAGAGCGGCCUCAACAGGAAGAACAUCCAGGACAACCGCGUCCACUGCUGCCUCUACUUCAUCCCCCCGUUUGGCCACGGCCUGCGUCCCGUGGACGUGGAGUUCAUGAAGGCCCUGCAGGAGAAGGUCAGCAUCGUGCCCCUCAUCUCCAAGGCCGACUGCCUGACGCCAGCCGAGAUACGCAGAAUGAAGGACAGGGUGAGGGAGGAGAUUGAGCAAUUUGGGAUCAAGGUGUACCAGUUUCCGGACUGUGAUUCUGAUGAGGAUGAAGAGUUUAAGCAGCAGGAUCGGGAACUGAAGGAGAGCACCCCUUUUGCAGUGAUUGGGAGCAACACAGUGGUUGAGGCAAGAGGCCAGAGGGUUCGAGGCCGACUGUACCCCUGGGGCAUUGUGGAAGUGGAGAACCCAUCCCAUUGUGAUUUUGUGAAGUUGCGGAACAUGCUGAUCCGCACGCACAUGCACGACCUGAAGGACAUCACCUGUGACGUCCACUAUGAGAACUACAGAGCUCAGUGCAUUCAGCAAAUGACCAGUAAGAUGACGCAGGAUAACCGCGUGGAGAGCCCCAUCCCCAUCUUGCCUCUGUCCACUCCGGACGUGGAGACGGAGAAGCUGAUCAAGAUGAAAGACGAGGAGCUGAGGAGGAUGCAGGAGAUGUUACAGAAGAUGCAGCAGCAGAUGCAUGAACAGGACCUGUGAGAAGACGUCGGUGACGAGACAUACUAGCCAGACCUGUGAGAAGACGUCGGUGACGAGGUGUACAAGCUGGACCUGUGAGAAGACUCAAUUGGAGAGAUAACCAAAGCAACGGAGCUCAACAGAUGUCAGAGCAGAGCAGAACAACAGCCAGGGAACAUGUGCUCGACACACCAUGCCGAAAAUACACACAUUAUCAUAAACACACAGCCAAGGAAUACACACUGGACACACCAUGUGCAAAAUACACACAUUAUGUAUAUACACACAAGGAAUACACACUGGACACACCAUGCAUAAACUAUAGGCACUAUGCAUACACAUACACAUACACAUACACAAACACACACACACACACACACACACACACACACACACACACACACACACACACACACACACACACACACACACAUCCUGGAUAGACAUCAAACACUGCAAGCAUUACUCAACAUCCAAGGACUUGACUGUAAAAAAACACCACACCACUCUCCAUGUACACAGUGGUUAGAGAGAGACUCAGAAUACACAUAAACAUACACACACACACACACACACACACACACACACACACACACACACACACACACACACACACACACACAUCCUGGAUAGACAUCAAACACUGCAAACAUUACUCAACAUCCAAGGAAUCGACUGUAAAAAAACACCACACCACUCUCCAUGUACACAGUGGUUAGAGAGAGACUCAGAAUACACAUAAACAUACACACACACACACACACACAC
Molecule: messenger RNA, 1933 nt
Organism: Alosa alosa (allis shad)
Lineage: Eukaryota; Metazoa; Chordata; Actinopteri; Clupeiformes; Clupeidae
Gene: septin5b
Product: septin 5b
Exons: 12
Coding region: 77-1186 (369 amino acids)
Biological process (GO): cytoskeleton-dependent cytokinesis; regulation of exocytosis
Cellular component (GO): septin ring; synaptic vesicle; cell division site
Molecular function (GO): molecular adaptor activity; GTP binding; GTPase activity
Source: RefSeq, a predicted model, not a curated record